This is a messenger RNA of Nymphaea colorata (pocket water lily), 2969 nucleotides long. RefSeq names its product lipoxygenase 6, chloroplastic. The record is from RefSeq and is a predicted model, not a curated record. The transcript is spliced from 9 exons. Gene Ontology annotation, biological process: lipid oxidation. Bases 8 to 2830 code for a protein of 940 amino acids. NCBI's taxonomy places the organism in Eukaryota, Viridiplantae, Streptophyta, Magnoliopsida, Nymphaeales, Nymphaeaceae. Gene Ontology annotation, molecular function: metal ion binding; protein binding; oxidoreductase activity, acting on single donors with incorporation of molecular oxygen, incorporation of two atoms of oxygen.
GGUAACCAUGUUUCUCUCGUCCUCUCUCUGUCUCAAUAUAACCAAAGGUACAGCUUGUGCCGACUGCUCUCUCUCCUUCUCUGAUACAGAGAUGGCGACUGUUCAAAGUGUUCUCAAUCAACCAAGGAUCAGAAGUAGCCCACUCAGUUCUCCUUGGAUCACAGACAAGCAUGAAAUCAGAUGGGUGAUGAGGGUGAGAUCGAUGAGUCAGAAGCAUCCACUGAGCUCCAAGAGGAGGUCGGUGGUCAGGGCAGUCAUCAGCAAAGAUCAAGAGGUAACAGUAGUUAACAGUGAGUCGACAGGAGCUAAGAUGGUGGAUGUGAAGGCGGUGGUGUCUAUCAGGAAGAAGAUUAAGGAAGGGAUUGUAGAGAUGAUCGAGGACCAGUUGGAACUGUUUCGUAACGGAUUCGGGCAGGGGAUCACUCUUCAGCUUGUGAGCAAUGAAGUAGAUCAGGAAACAAAUGGAACAAAGAAGAGCGCAGAGGUAGCCGUCAGGGGCUGGUUGCCUAAGCACUCACACCGCCCAAAUAUUCUGGAGUACACAGCUGAAUUCAAUGUUGAUCCUGAUUUUGGCCUCCCUGGGGCGGUCAUUGUUACCAAUCUGCAUGAUAAGGAAUUCUACUUGGUGGAGAUCAUGAUCCAGGGAUUUGAUGAAGGUUCCAUUUUCUUCCCUGCAAAUUCUUGGGUUCACUCACAGCAUGACAAUCCAGAGAAAAGGGUCUUCUUUUCUAAUCAGGCAUACUUGCCUUCACAAACACCCAGUGGUCUUAAUGAACUUAGAAAGAGUGAGCUGGUUAGCAUCCGCGGGGAUGGCCAGGGCGAGCGUAAGCAAUUCGAAAGGAUAUAUGAUUAUGCUACUUACAAUGACUUGGGAAACCCGGACAAGGAUAUUGAACUUCUUAGGCCAGUUCUGGGUGGGAAGGAGAGACCCUAUCCCAGACGAUGCCGCACCGGUCGGCCUCCCACAAAGUCAGAUCCUUUGUCAGAGAGUAGGGUUGAGAAGCCUCAUCCAGUGUAUGUUCCCCGAGAUGAAAAUUUUGAGGAGAUAAAACAGGGCAGUUUCUCUGCUGGGCGGCUCAAAGCUGUCCUGCACACUUUGGUGCCAUCUAUAGCUGCUGCACUCUCUCGACACGACAAUCCGUUUUCAUGCUUCUCUGACAUUGACAAGCUGUACAAUGAAGGCAUCACUAUAAAGCAUGACCAGGACCAGGGAAUUUUUGAGAGCUUAUUGCUUCCCAGGGUUCUAAAGGGGGCUGCUAAUGCUAGCAAGCGGCUGCUGAAAUACAAGACUCCUGCUGUAAUUUCCAGAGAUAAAUUUGCAUGGCUGCGUGAUAAUGAAUUUGCUCGUCAAACAUUGGCUGGUGUAAAUCCUGUGAAUAUUGAAAGACUGAAGGAGAUUCCAAUUCUCAGCAAAUUAGACCCAACAACGUAUGGUUCUCCUCAGUCAGCGAUUACUGAGGAGUUACUUGAACGAGAAUUACAUGGACUAACUGUUGAACAGGCAAUUGAGGAGAGGAGACUCUUUAUACUCGACUACCAUGAUAUACUCUUGCCUUACAUGAAAAGAAUGAAUUCUUUGGAAGGAAGAAAAGCUUAUGCAUCACGGACUGUCCUUUUCAUAACCGAGAGUGGUACACUGAAACCAAUUGCUAUCGAACUCAGCCUUCCCCCUACCUCAUCCAUGCCAAGGAACAAACAUGUCUAUACCCCCGGUCACGACGCAACAAGCCACUGGACCUGGAAAAUGGCCAAAGCUCAUGUCUGCUCAAAUGAUGCUGGUGUCCACCAAUUAGUAAAUCACUGGUUGAGGACCCAUGCAUGCAUGGAACCUUAUAUUAUUGCAACUAACAGACAGCUGAGCUCAAUGCAUCCCAUCUACAAAUUGCUGCAUCCUCACAUGCGGUAUACUUUAGAAAUCAAUGCUUUGGCUCGACAGAGUUUGAUAAAUGGAGGUGGAAUUAUUGAAGAAUGUUUCAGUCCAGGAAAAUAUGCUAUGGAGCUGAGCUCAGCUGCCUAUAAGGCCUUGUGGCGAUUUGACAUGGAGGGAUUACCUGCAGAUUUAAUACGAAGGGGCAUGGCUGUGGAGGAUCCUUCAAGCGCCCUUGGUGUGAAGCUUGUUAUUGAGGACUAUCCAUAUGCUGCAGAUGGACUUCUUAUAUGGUCAGCCAUUAAAGAUUGGGUUGAAGACUAUGUUUCACACUUCUAUUCAGAACCAGGCAGCGUUAAGUCUGAUACGGAGCUUCAAUGUUGGUGGGAUGAGAUAAAGAACAAAGGCCAUCCUGAUAAGAGGAAUGAGCCAUGGUGGCCUCAACUGAACACCAAAGAGGACUUGUGUGGAGUCCUCACCACAAUGAUCUGGGUGGCGUCUGGGCAGCAUGCAGCCGUGAAUUUUGGCCAGUACCCAUAUGGAGGAUACAUGCCGAAUCGUCCCACACUUAUGAGAAAACUAAUGCCAAGAGAGGAUCAGCCGGAGUUUGAAGAUUUGCUUCUGGACCCUCAAGCAACAUUGCUUGCAUCACUACCAACUCAGGUUCAAGCUACAAAAAUCAUGGCUGUCAAGGACACAUUAUCAACACAUUCUCCAGACGAAGAGUAUUUGGGUCAAGUGCAACCCUAUCACGCCCAUUUUACUAACGAGCAAAAGAUCCAGUUGGCAUUUGACAGAUUCUCAGCAAGGAUCGAGGAGAUAGAAGAGAUCAUCCACAGACGGAACAAAGAUACACGUCUUAAGAACAGAACUGGAGCUGGAAUUCCUCCUUAUGAGCUACUACUACCUACAUCAGGCCCUGGUGUGACUGGUAGAGGAGUUCCCAACAGUGUUUCCAUCUGAUGGCAUUGUGUACAUUCUUUGUUUUUAAAUUGUCCCAUUUGCAUAUACAGAACUGGAGUACUUUAACUUUGUAUUGAGCCUUGUAAGCUUGCAGCAGAUUGAUGGAUGAGGAAGACUUAAAAGUGGUUAACUUGAACGA